This is a messenger RNA of Enterobius vermicularis (human pinworm), 5349 nucleotides long. The record is from the annotation of a GenBank genome assembly. Lineage: Eukaryota; Metazoa; Nematoda; Chromadorea; Rhabditida; Oxyuridae.
AUGCAUUAUUAUAAUCCUUUUCUGAUCUUUUCUGAUGGAAGUCUAAGUUUGUUUACUUAUCGGAAAUGUCAUCGAUGGGGACUUCCGAUCAUUUUUCUAGAGCGCGUUAAAGGUCCUCCCUUUGUCCCGCCAUCUCGACGUGAAGAUGCCCCUUUGUCCGGGAUUCUGCUCAAUCCCGAACUAGACGAAAUUGACCCAAGCUUGGACUGGCAUGUCAUUAUCUCUCACGAGGCCCUUACAUUUAGGCAGUUUUUUCCUCACUAUUCGCAAGAAGGUAUAUUACGAUUUGGCCGAUUAUUUGGUGCGAAUAUAAAAUCUUCUUCAAGGACGGAAAUAUGGUGGCCUGUGAAGACCUAUCGUUCUAGUAAUUCUGCCGCGCUAGUCAGUGACGAGAAUAACGAAGAAAAGAAAGAGGUUGAAAAGCAAAUUAAGGAAGAAACAGAAACUAGCGAAGUGAAAGACGAAGGGCUUAAAACUGACACAGAGGAUUCGUCAGAGACUAAGGGAAAGCUGGAACUAAAUUUUGCUCCCGAACCAUCUGCGGAAGAAUGUGUUAUUGACGACGAAGUGUUGCUUAUGCGACCUGCGAAUUACAGGUCUUCGAACGCGGAGUAUCAUGCAGAGUCUAACGGUGAAGAAAUUCCUGCUUGGAGGCAAUGUAAUCUUUAUUACAAAUACGGGCCAAGCAGAAUUUGGUAUGAUAGGUUAGGUGUUUCUUCCAAUCCCUCAUCGUUUGACUACGGUUUCAAGCUGAAGCAUGAUAAAAGGGUAAGGAGAAACAGUAAUUCUAAAGAAGAUAAAACAAAUGAAUCACAACGACGAGCGAAAGGUGGAGUCGCUUAUGUCGAUCCCUUCCCACAGUCGACUUUCCUUCCCGUUAAUUUAGUACGUUGGGAAGACGAUAUUAUAUUUGAUGGUGAAGCUGCCCGGCACCAAAUUCUUAAAGACUUUUCGAGUUUUAAACAACCAGAAUAUGGGUGGAUUCCAACGCAGCAAACAAGGAAUUAUGAGUCUUUUAUAACUUCCUUAAAAAGUAAUGCCUUUGUCCAAAUGUUUUCGAAACCUGGAAUGACAGUUUCGACUAGAUAUAUUGAUCUUGAUUUUCCGAAGGAGCCUACUUCUACACACUCUAUAUUUCCUAUGGAAAACUAUGACCUUUUAAAUACGCAGCCUCGAGUGUUGACUUUGGACUACCACGAUGACCCUAAAAUUUUUGGUAUGCCGGAAGAUAAGGCACCUGAAGAGAAGCCUGCCGAUGGAGAAAACUCAAGCCCUCCAAAGCCGUUUGAUAGGAAGGAACACCAGUUCACGAAAAAAUCGAAGAUGAUUUUGGGGCAAGUGCAGCAACGGCAGAAACAGGAAGAAGAUGAGCAGAUGGAAAGUUCGGUAGCGCAGUUAACUGAUAAAGAUCCUUUCAACUUAAGCAAUGAUGAUUACUAUAUGCCGAAGGACGUUGGCAGAACUGUGAGCUCAAUUUCUGGAGGCUCGCUGAUUCAACAUUCAAUACCAGCGCAAAAUAUUCAUCGUACAUUCUUUCCUACUCAUUUGAAUCCCUUCAAACUAAGACAUCAUCAUCGUCUUCCACUUCCAAAGCGAAUUUUGCGUACUAUAGGGAAUCGUUAUGUCGUUGUGAAAACGCUAACUAAGCUUAUUAAGGAAAAAGAAGAGCUCCGAGAGAAACAGAAAGCUGCGGAAGGUGGUGGUGAAAUAUUUUUCAUGCGGGAGGUUCAAGAUCUUUCUGGAAAAGAUGGUGUGCUGUUAAUGUUUGAAUAUUCUGAAGAACACCCUCCGUUGUUGAAUCAACCAGGAAUGGCUAGCAAAAUUAGAAAUUAUUAUAAGCGAAAAGUUGGAAAAGAAGCUGAACCGGAAUGGGAAUUCGGUGAGACCGCAUUUACCCAUACAACUCCGUUUCUCGGACAGCUCUCCCCUGGUCAGGGAUUGCAAGCUGUAGAAAAUAAUUUGUAUCGGGCUCCCAUAUAUCGGCAUUCUCCAAAUCCGAACGAUUUCUUACUGAUUCGGACAAAACAGGGUUUUUUUAUACGUCAUUGCCCAGUUCCAUUCCUAGUUGGCCAAGAAUGCCCCUUGUACGAAGUACCAAGCCCGAACUCCAAACGGGCAACUUUGUUUGUUCGUGAUUUUUUGUUGGCAUAUAUUUACCGUUUAUUUUGGGCGAGUGAUCAGAAUCCGAGAAGGCUCAAGAUGGAAGAUAUUAAAUCUGCUUUUCCUCAUUAUGCGGAGAGUUCCGUUCGUAAAAGACUGAAAAACUGUUCAGAUUUCAAACGACUGGGACAGGGUCCUGAUCAGAAUUACUGGGUCUUAAGAGGCGAUUUUCGCUUACCAAGUAAAGAAGAAGUGCUUGCCAUGGUAACUCCCGAAAUGUGUUGCGCACAAUACAGUAUGCUUGCUGCUGAGCAGCGUUUGAAGGAUGCAGGAUAUGGUGAAAAGUACUUUUUUACCCCUGAAAAUGAAGAUGAUUCAGACGAUCAGGUUACGAUUGAAGACGAGAUCAAGUGUGCCCCAUGGAAUACGACGAGAGCAUACAUCGCAUCUAUGAAAGGAAAAUGUCUUCUAGACCAAACUGGAAUUGCGGAUCCUACUGGUUGUGGCGAAGGGUUUUCAUACGUCCGUGUUAGUGCCAAACCGCAAAAAGCGAAAGAGGAGGUGACUAAUGUGCCGAAGCGUUUGGUGACGGGCACAAACGCAGAUCUCAGAAAAUUGCCAUUAAAAGAGGCUAAAGAGAUAUGCAGAGAUUACGGCAUCAAUUCCUUAAGUCGGUGGGAAAUUAUUGACGUUAUUCGGACGCUUUCCACACAAGCUGCCAAAGCACGUUCAGACUUUUCAGGCAUGGCUCGGUUCGCCCGUGGAAAUAUUAGAUUCAAUUUUGCUGACAUGCAAGAAAAAUACAAAAGAUUUUGUCAACGCACUUUUGAUUUACAAAAUCAGACUUUGGCAAAUCCAGAUGCUUUGAGUACAGAUGAGGGGAGCAGUUUAGAGGAUUCGGAUAAUGAAGAACUUGCCACUAAAUUGGAGAGUAUGUUAGCUGCAAAUAAAGGGAAGAAGGGAAUCUCAGUUGCUGAACGAAAGAAAUUGGAAUACGAACAGGAAGAGGAGGAAAGGAAAGCUUUGCAAAAAAUGAUAAACGGGGAAAAUGCAGCCAGUAGUAGUGCUACUAAAACAGAAAAGGAAGCUCCGAAGGAACCUCAGCAGAAAGAGCCAUCUGUAACUAAUGCAGAGUCGUCAUCAGUAACUAACACGGGGCCUCGGAAAUUAAAAAUUUAUAGGAUUUUCCGCGCUCCAGAUGGUACCGAGUCGACUCGUGUCGAAGUCAUAACACGGCCGCAACUAAUCGAAGCCUAUGUACGUAUUCGAACCACAAGAGAUGAUACAUUUAUACAGGUGUAUGCACAGAUGGAUGAACAGUACAAGGAAGAACGGCGGAAGGAGAAAAGGCGUUUACAAGAUCAAUUGCGAAGAAUACGACGGAAUGAACUUAAGGCAAAAUUGCAUGGGGUUGAAAUUGGUCAACCAAUUAAUAAGGCUAAACCGGCGGAGAAGAAACCGCCAGUAAUAAAACCGAAUUUGCUGAAAAUGCGAUGUAGCGCCUGUCACGGGACUGGUCAUAUGAAAACUAACAAAAAUUGUCCUUUGUAUGGAAAAGAUUCUGGCAAAAGUCAGACAAAGACAGUUGGUGAUAUACAUCCGGUUGCAUUGACUGAUGAACAGUUGGAAAAAAUGGCUGUACCAACAGGAGAACUGAUGUCUGUUGAGGGAACAAAACUGAAAAUUUCAAAAAAAAUUUACCAUCAUUCAGAGAUGCUAAAGAAAAAUGCUUUAAGGUUACAUAUUCCUCGAGAGCUUAUUAGUGGUGAUAAGAAAAGAGAAGAGGACAGCAAUUCUUCUGCAGCAUCGACAUCAACUGCUGCAGCCGCGACAUCAACAACAACUGGAGAAGCGGAUGAAGCAACGACACAGUUUGAGGGUGAUGAGGAGAGCCAUCUGAGUGAUAAAGUCCCUCUUCCUGAAGAACAACCGUGUACUCCUAAAACUAGCACAUCGACUAAACCUUCCAAAAAAAGUUCUACUGCAAGUAAAAAACACUCAACAGUUUCGAAUAUUGGCAAUCGCAGGAGGUCCACUGUUGAUAUGGAUGAUUACCUCUACGGGCCUCAAAAAACUGUACACAGGCGAAGGGCCGACCCAAGAGUUACAAUGUCAACACAGUUGAACGAAAUUUAUAACGAUGUAAGAAAUAUACCCGGUACUGAACACUUGAUGUUCCCUGUUAGUGCAAAGAAGGUUCCCGAUUAUUACAAAUAUAUCAAACAACCAAUGGACUUACAACAAAUCAAGAAGAAGAUUUCUGAAAAUAAAUAUGAGUUGCGGAAGGAAUUUCUUGCUGACAUUAAGCAAAUGUUAGAUAAUUCGCGGCUUUACAACGGAGACAAUCACGUUAUUACAGAAGCUGCUAGAAAGGUGUUUGAAGUGGUUUCACUAAGGUUAAUUGACAAGGAGCAGAAACUUAUGUCGCUUGAGAAGGCUAUAAACCCCUUGUUGGAUGACAAUGAUAUUAUCGGGUUCUCAUUCAUUCUAAAUGAAAUAAUCCAGGAAUGUAAAAAUGUCCCAAAGAGUGCCAUUUUUCAUACGAAAGUUGAUGGGAAAAGGGUGCUAAACUAUUACGAAAAGGUUAGCAGACCUAUGGAUUUAGGAACAAUGGAACAGAAUAUCAAAGAGCACAAAUAUACAACUGUCGCAGCUUUUAGAAGAGACAUUGAGCAGAUUAAAAUCAACUGCGGUAUUUUUAAUGGUAUUUCUUCACCCUUAACUGCUAAAGCUGGUGAAAUCUGCGAUUUAGUUGAUCAUCUUCUUGAGCUGCGUAAAAAGCAAUUGGAGGAGCUAGAAACAAAUAUUCAAGCUACUUUAAAUGACCGUACAGAUGCUGAUUCAGUUGCAGCUAGUAGCGCUUGUUUAGAAGAGCCUGAGAUGUUGUCACCUGGUUCUCAUACUACAGUUGUAAAGGAUGAAACAGCAGAGGAAGAUGAUGACGAUACGAUUGGCCAUCUGCAAACUGACUUAGCACUUAGUGGCGAUGAAGACAUCGACGACGAAGAUAAUGAACUGAGUCUUGGUUUUAAGAAAGCCGUUUGUGUUCCUAUUCCAGGUAGAAAUUUUGAAACUACAAAUGACACGAGCAUGAGUGGCUAUGAUGCUGAAGGUGAUCUUCUGAACUCUCAAAUGCAUAGUGAAGGCCAGCUGAACGCUGAUUUGGCAUUAUCUGACAGUGAUGAAGACGACGAUCAGUUUAUAAGCGCAAAGAGACCCAAAAUUGAGGACGACCUUAGCACACUUUAG